Mercurialis annua (annual mercury) is the source of this 1081-nucleotide messenger RNA. RefSeq lists its product as uncharacterized. The record is from RefSeq and is a predicted model, not a curated record. The transcript is spliced from 3 exons. Bases 104 to 868 code for a protein of 254 amino acids. NCBI's taxonomy places the organism in Eukaryota, Viridiplantae, Streptophyta, Magnoliopsida, Malpighiales, Euphorbiaceae.
CUUUAAAUAAGAAAAAAGUAGAGCUGAAGGUGGUAGUAGUGGUGGAUUAGUUAGUUUCCAACUAAAAUUUCUGCUCUCUGCUUUCACUCCAUCUAAUUAGCUGAUGCCUCUAAACAAGCGAAGGACCAUCUCAAAUCCUUCACAUCUGCCUAACGAAGAUCAUACUGAAGAAGAUAUAUGGUCAAGGCCAAACUGGCCACCGCAACUGGAGAAGGUCUUGGUGGAGUUGCUGGUCGAGCAAACGAAACUAUGUGACGAAGAAUGGGAGCAUGUGACCCGAAAGUUCAACAAUAAGACAGGUCUCAAUUAUGAUAAAUUGGAACUGCAGGACCAGCUUGCGCUGCUGCAGAAACGGUAUCAAAUCCUUAAGCCAUUCUAUCAUGUCUGGCAACACUACUCAGAGGCACAUCCUGAGAUUAAGCCUUACGAGAAAUGGGGUUGUCCAAUAUUUGACGAACUAUACACAAUAUUUACAGAUCGUGCCUUUAGUGCUGCUGAUUUGAGGUCACACAGUAGCCAUGCUAAUUCACGCUCUAAUAAGAAUGCUAAUCAUUUGAAAAGAUGCAAAAAUUCUGAGUCAAUAGGGAAGUCAACGGAAAGGGUGCAUGCCACGGAAGAUGUGAAAGGGUGCAUGCCACGGAAAAGCUCACAGUUGAGCUCGGGGGAAACUAAGAUGCCCGAGUCCUAUAACCCAUAUUCUGUGAGCCAUUGCGUUACAGUUAUGAACCGAAUGCAAGGUCUUGACCGCGGCCUGUACUUUGCUGCGAUUGAUCUGUUUGAAAAUGCACGUUGGAGAAAGAUAUUCAUGUCACUAAAAACAGAAAAACGGUUGGCCUGGUUGAAAGCAAUGGAUCCCAGCGUUUCAUGAUAGGCGCAGGCCUCAAAGCAUGCACUCUACUCACUAAUUUUUGUUGAUGUGAAUUAGUUUUAAAAGAAUGUCCUAUUUUGCUUUGUAACUAGCAUUUCGGUGAGUACGCAGAAUAUGAACUUUAGCUACAUUAUCAGUUUAACAAUGAUCGAACUCAAUUAGUAAGUUUUGCACAUAUUUAAUGUAGCCAUGCUUAGUUUGGUAUUUUAUGCA